UCAUGUUGGAAGUAGGGAAUUUUUGACACUUGUUUAGUUCCUAUUCGUAUUGUUUGAAAGCCAUAUUAUUCCAACUUUUGUAUAUUUUGUUUAUACAGAAACACUCAUGGGGCUUAAUCUAAGUUCCAGUUAGUGUUACACAAAUAGUUUCGCAGUGUGGAGUCCAUACAAUAAAUGUUAUAAGUCAAAAUGUCUCGUAAUAGAUGUGAUGGGCUACUGGCUAAGGUCGAUUUUCCUCUUUAUACCCUCGAGACCCUUACGAAUCGUCAUGUUCUGGUGGCGGGAGGUGGUGGAGCUUCAAAUACAGGAGUGGCAAAUGGAUUUGAAAUAUUCGAGAUAUCGCACAAUGGCAAUAAGUUUGUUGCUGAGGAGGUGAUGCGACAUGAAACGGGCCCUAACGUGGUGAUGAACUGCUCGAUCCGCAACGCUCAGGGGCGCACGUAUUUAUGCGCGGGGCAGGAGAGCCACUGCCAGCUGUACCGGGUAAACGUGCGCAUGGUUGACGUCGCGGAAAUGCGGCGGGGUAGCUUCCGCGCUGAGAACGGCCUGGUACGGCGGCGCCGGCGUACCGUCUCCGAGAACGACAACAUAUCUAAAGCAGACAUUGGCACUGUGGACAAGCGAAUGUCUUUUGAGAUACGUCCAUGUGACAGUGUACAAACUGAUUUUGGUGAUGACCCACUGCAGAGGGUUGUGAGAAUUAGCCACAAUGGUAAGCUGAUGGCAACGGGUGGUGUGGAUGGCAAGGUGCGUGUCUGGAGCUUCCCUCAGAUGCAGCUACUGUUUCAACUAGAAGGUCACACUAAAGAGUUGGACGACCUUGACUUCAGUCCAUGCGACAGUCAGUUGGUGAGCAUCGCGAAGGACGGUCUGGCGCUGGUGUGGGGCGUGGCGGGAGCGGCGGGCGCUCGCGAGCCGCUGCGUACACUCACCUGCCAGCCGCCCAACGGCACCAAGUAUCGCUUCCGGAGGUGCAGGUUCGGCGCGUCCGCAGAAGUGAUGUUCACGAUAGCGAACCCGGUGUCGCGAGCUGGCAGCGGGCGCGCACGCGGGCUGCUGCAGCAGUGGGCGUGGCGGGGGGCGGGGCCAGAGAGUGGGGGCGGGGGCGGGGGCGGGGCGGGGCGCACUGUGCUGCUGCCGGAGGCGCUGUCUGCGCUGGCUGUGCGCGACGACGGCAAGUUCCUCGCUGUGGGCACCAUGUUCAGUGGCUCCGUGCACAUAUACAUCGCGUUCAGUUUGCAGCGAGUGCUGCAGGUGAAGAACGCGCACGGCAUGUUCGUGACGGGUCUGGCGUUCCUGCCGGUGGGUGCGGGGGGUUCUGGGGGUGCGACAGGGGGUGUGGUGGGCGCCGGACAGGCACUUGCCAGUCGCAGUGAGGCUGCACUACUCUCCAUCUCAGUGGACAACUGCCUCUAUGUACACAGCGUGCCUUAUCCACGUACCGUCCCCGCUUGGGUUGCCAUCAUUCUCAUAGUUUUCGUAUUGUUCUGUACCUUCACGUUAUGCUCUUAUUUGGGUAUAUAGCGAUAUAAUGUAUUUAUAUUAUAAUUUCAUAUAUUGUAAAACAAAUUAUUUUUCCGUGUAAGUAGUUUUGGGGUUAUUUUUAGUUGUAAAAGGUUACAUGCUCAUAUAAUUGUGUAGGUUUUGUAUAAAUAAAAUCAAUUUAAACAAAUUUUAUCUUAGAAAAUGUUGGGAAUUAUUCUGUUUUCAUUAAUUACAAAUUAAAUCUGUUGUAAUUUAAUUUUAUGUGUAUUAUAAUUGUUGAUAUUUCCAAACAUCAAUGUACAUUAGGAUAAUUGAGUGCACAGAAUUUGUCCGCCACCGAACAGACUGUGAACGACUGGUGUAGAAUUAUAUGAUAAAGCUGUAUGUAUUAUUAAAUGAAUUAAAUAUUUAUGGCCAUGA
Messenger RNA from Papilio machaon (common yellow swallowtail), 1905 nucleotides. Its product is annotated as prolactin regulatory element-binding protein. Gene Ontology annotation, molecular function: protein binding; guanyl-nucleotide exchange factor activity; GTPase activator activity. The record is from RefSeq and is a predicted model, not a curated record. NCBI's taxonomy places the organism in Eukaryota, Metazoa, Arthropoda, Insecta, Lepidoptera, Papilionidae. Bases 190 to 1524 code for a protein of 444 amino acids. The transcript is spliced from 7 exons. Gene Ontology annotation, cellular component: endoplasmic reticulum membrane. Gene Ontology annotation, biological process: protein secretion.